AUGGACGACACGGCUACUAGUGUCCCAGAUAUGAGUAAGGAUGACUCGUAUGAUCAGGAAUUAAUAGCAAAUUUAAAGAAACAAGUAGAGAAAUUGACUCUUCAAUUAAGUAGUGCUGAGGAAGAAAUUGAUAAUCUUACAUUAGAAAACAACAAUCUAAAACAGUCAAACGAGGAGCUUCAAAAGAUUAAUAUACUUUACAAAAAAAUUACCAACAGCCCUGCAAAAAAAUCUAAGAAAAAACUAUCUACCCCAAAAAAAAUUAACGAAACGUCACAAAGCAAACAAACACAAACCGAGCAACUAAAUAUUACUGAAAAAAAAGACGAAUGA
This is a messenger RNA of Parnassius apollo (apollo), 333 nucleotides long. The record is from the annotation of a GenBank genome assembly. NCBI's taxonomy places the organism in Eukaryota, Metazoa, Arthropoda, Insecta, Lepidoptera, Papilionidae.